Molecule: messenger RNA, 3503 nt
Organism: Psylliodes chrysocephalus
Lineage: Eukaryota; Metazoa; Arthropoda; Insecta; Coleoptera; Chrysomelidae
Source: the annotation of a GenBank genome assembly
CAGCCGUUGCCCGUGACAAAUGUUCUGAUUAAUGUUUAUUUUUUACGAUUUUUGUUAUCAACACAACACUAAUUACCAAAAAAUACAAUCCAACAGGUUGAAUUUACAUGUAGUUUACGUGGUGUCGCAGCAUGAUGUACCAACAGUUCGUUUUGUUGGUGUUUAACCUGCUUUUUGCGGAGACAUUACUACAAUCGGUAGGAAAAAUCAGCCGAAAUAUUUCAAAAUACAUAGUAGACGAACCGUCUUGCCGAGAUGUCGGUGUAAUAUGCCAUAAUUUGAACGAUAAAGACGAUCUUCUGGUGUUAGAAUGCUUAUUAAGCUCGAAUCCACAUCAAGUGAACAAUUUAAAUUCAGAAUGCCAAACGCUAAUUUGGAGGCGGGUGAAGAAUUUAACAUCCGACAAAGGGGUACAAGAUCGUCUCAAACCAGUUUGCGCUCGCGAUUUACCGACUUUUCAGCAGUGCCAUGAAAAUAGUUAUUUAAAUUGUAUAGUAAACCUUGUAGAUAUCAAAGAAAAAGUUAACCAAGAUUGUUACAGAAUGAUAACAAGAUUAGAAAACGUUGCUUUUACCGAUUACAGGUGGAUUCACGGGUUUUUGAACCAAUGCGAGGAUGAUAUCAACAAAUUAAAAUGUGGCUCUAUCGAUAUUGAUAAUUUUUCGAAUUUAAAAACUGUAUCGUGCUUGCAAAACAAUAUUUUAAAUGUUAACGCGGGUUGCCAAAAGGAAAUUUUUCAUUUAUCCGAGUUGCAGUCCACAAACAUCAAAUGGGAUGCCCAACUUAACAUAGACUGCAGAGAAGAUUAUAGAAGAUAUUGCAGUCAUUAUUUAGAAGGGUCUGGUAGAGUGUUUCCUUGUUUAAUGAGAGUGUUGCAUUCAGACGAUACUAAAAUAGGAACCAAAUGUCGGCAACACCUAAAAAGGCGUGAAAGAUUAAUUUCCCAAGAUUUCAAAGUCAGUAAAGGUCUUCUGAAAGCUUGCAAAGAGGAUAUUAAGCGAACGGCCUGUAGACAAAAAGUGUCUACUGAUAAAACUGUGAGAUUAUCUCAAAUAUUGUUGUGCCUGGAAGAUUUCAUGAGGCGUGGCAGGGAGGAUAAUAAGCAGAUUAUCAGCUCUGAGUGUCAGGAUGAGAUUGUAGAACAUAGACGUUUACUUAUGGAUGAUUAUAGGUUGUCCCCUGAGGUUGUUUCUAAUUGUAAGAAUGAAACAUCCUUGUAUUGUUCGGAUUAUGGAUAUGGGGGUAAAACUUUGCAUUGCUUAAUGGGGCAUGCUUUGAAUACAGGAGGUGGCAAUACUAAACUUGGAAGUUCUUGUUUAAGAUCGCUGGAAGACCUGAUGCGCGAGGCCAAUCCAGGGGAGAAUUGGAAUGUCGAUCCAGUUUUGCACCAAGCUUGCGAUCCCGUUGUCAAAAUAGCUUGUAAAAACGUCAAAGGUGGUAACGGUAGGGUCAUGUCUUGCCUAAUGGACAGCAUUCGUACGGACGUUAUGACCAUUGAGUGCGAAAACGCCCUGUUGGAAAUUCAGUACUUUGUCGCUAGAGAUUUCAAACUGGAUCCUCAGCUGUACAAAGCCUGCAAUGGGGAUGCUUCGAAGUAUUGUCAUUUUGAUGAUGGUGCUGAAAGUACGGGGCCUAGUUAUUCCAGACAAGUGCUGCCGUGUCUCUACAGGAUAUCAUCGUCUUCUGACGAAAGCAUAAAAAUCGAAAAGCCAUGCUUAAAACAAAUACAAAGGGUGAUGCGUCAACGAGCCGUCAGCGUCAAUCUUCAACCGGAAGUCGAAGAAGCGUGCCUUCAAGAUUUGGGCUACUACUGUCAAGAGAAAGUCAAAAAGGACGAGGAGAUGCAGUGUCUACAGGACAAUCUGGAAAACCUCGAGGAUAAAUGUCAGGACAUCGUCGAUAAAUUUACAGAAAUGGAAGCCGAAAAAGUCGAAUUGAAUCCCUACAUAUCGAGGUAUUGUAAUAAAAUUAUUGAAAAUUUGUGUGCCAACGAGGAAGAUGUCGUGCAGUGUCUUAUAGAAAAUAAAAACAAUCCACAAGUCAGAUCUAUACCGAACUGUCGAGCGAGUAUAGAACAUUUCCAAAUAAUUACCCUAAAAGAUUACAAAUUUACGUUCAAAUUCAAGCAAGCCUGCAAACCGUACGCCAUGCGUUUGUGCGGUAAAGCGAGCACUAAAAGUGCCGUCAUCGAAUGUCUCAGCGAGCAGAUAUUGAACGCGACCAUACACGGCUUGAAAAGUAACAUACCCAAAGAUUGUAGGCAGCAAUUGAAGGCGCAGAUAUUCCAGCAAAGGGAGAAGAUCGAUUAUAAUCCAUCGUUGAAGAAAUAUUGCUCGGUCGAUAUCGAAAAGUUUUGCAAAAACGUACAGGUUGGAAACGCGCAGGUAUUGGAAUGUCUUCAAAUGGUGCCGCCAGGUCAAUUGAGUCCGUUGUGUGGCAAAGAAGUUUUCAAAGCGCAGAAAAUGGAGGUUUUCGAUAACAGCGUGGAUUUCGCUUUGAUUACGAAUUGUGCGGAAACCAUUGACCAAUUUUGUCCGCAUCACGAUAAAGAAACGGUUUUCGGCUGUCUAAAAAUGAACAAAGAUGAAAAGGGUUUCAGCAAAAAGUGUCGCCAGAUCGUGACCCACAGACUCGUGGAGCAGAGUUCCAACUAUCUUCUCAAUCCGUCAUUGCAGAAGAACUGUCAAAUGGACAUAAAUAAGUUUUGUAAACGGGAACUGGCACAACCGAUAUCCAAAGAUAACAAAAAAUCGGAAGAUAUGAUUAUAAGAUGUUUGAAGAACCAGUUCAAAUUAGCGAAAUUGUCCAGUAAAUGCGAGCAAGAAAUGGCCGAAAUACUCAGAGAGCGAGCUUUGGACGUCAAUUUGGAUCCUCUACUUAGGGUGAUGUGCAAACAGGAAUUAGAGACCAUUUGUAGAUCGGACGAGGAAAAUUCCGGUAAAACUGUCGAGUGCCUAAAGAGUGCUCUUUUGAAUCAUGGAAUCACGACGGCAGAGUGUAAAGUCGAAGUAGCUAAUUUAAUAGAAGGUUCCGAAGCUGAUAUCCAGGCUGAUCCUUUGCUGCAAAGAGCGUGCGCUUUAGAUCUGUUGACGCAUUGUAAGGAUAUCGAGCAAGGAAAUGGAAGAAAAAUUAAUUGUUUGAAGACCGUAAUGUCGACGAAUCAGGAAAUAUCGCCUGAAUGCAAAACAAAGCUCAAAGAAAGAUUGGAAAUGUACAAAAACGCAGCACAAGUUGUCGAAGUUCCUGCCGAUUUUCAAGAGCUCUAUCGCACGGUCUCGUUGUCGCCAUCGAAAAACUACUUCGUCAUCGUCGUAUUUAUGAUGCUCGGCACGAUAUUCAUUGUGGGCGUGUUUUGCGGCCGAUUUUCGAAAAAGAAAUACAGACUGUUGAAGAACAAGUGACGUAUAGGAAAGAUUAGGCGACUAAGUGAUUACGUUAUGUUGUGAAGAGAGUAAUAUAUCUUUUAAGUAUUAAAUUUUUAUUAAAAACAAAAAACACCGAAA